AUGCCUCCCUCUCGUCCUCCCGUGUCGGUCAAAAUGACGUUUUGGAUUGGAUCCUCCAGCGAUGAUGAUGAAGAGCCACGGCAACAGAAAACUUUCUCCCAAGAUCAAGGGACGCAACCUGCUCGCCUAGGAUUGCCACCGGGAGUGGAGCCAACCAAGCCAUCCGCGGGGUCCUACGACUACAGUGGUAUGCACGAUCAUGGGCCAUUGGUGCCACCACGGGAAGGCGGAGAAAUGGCACAACUGAUUGGUUGUGUCCAGGCUGCCAAACAGUACAGCAUUGGCAACAUGACAGAUAAGACUGUUUCCAGAAAGUUCUACGAAGGUACGGGUAGAUUGAUUGCCAUGGAUCGCUAG
This is a messenger RNA of Seminavis robusta, 357 nucleotides long. Lineage: Eukaryota; Bacillariophyta; Bacillariophyceae; Naviculales; Naviculaceae. The record is from the annotation of a GenBank genome assembly.